Colletotrichum paranaense is the source of this 1212-nucleotide messenger RNA. RefSeq lists its product as uncharacterized. The transcript is spliced from 3 exons. The record is from RefSeq and is a predicted model, not a curated record. The coding region runs from base 1 to 1212 and encodes 403 amino acids. NCBI's taxonomy places the organism in Eukaryota, Fungi, Ascomycota, Sordariomycetes, Glomerellales, Glomerellaceae.
AUGCACAAAACGAGUAGGAUGGCUUUUCUACCUAUCAGGCCAACCUCCAAGAGGGAUCUGUGCAUCAUCGCAGCAGUCUUUGUCACUGUUGUGUUAUUCCUGCAUAACCCAUUUCCAGACCAUAUCCCACGGCCGGGUGGCACAGCUUCAAAAGUCUCGUCAACUGGUUUGAUGAGCGCGAUCCAAAACAGCACAUUAGGCUUUGAAAAGAUUUUCGUCGUCGGCCUUCCAAGCCGGACAGAUCGCAGAGAUGGCAUGAUUCUGCAAGCUGCGCUGAGUGAGAUUGAAAUCAAUUUUGUGGAUGGUGUGCCUGGCAACACCGUAGUCGACAAGGCGAUACCAAAAAUGAGCGAGCACGAUCGCUUGCAUGAUGGCGCCAUAGGCUGUUGGCGUGGCCACAUGACUGCGCUCGAGGAAAUCGUCCGUCAUAACCUAUCUUCAGCUCUUAUUCUCGAAGACGAUGUCGACUGGGACAUCAGAAUCAGAAAGCAGUUGCACGACUUUGCUCUCUCAGCUCAAACCCUGACUCAGCCCCUUCCCGAUGGACCUGCAACUUAUGCGGACCCAACAUACCCGAGGCCGGUCGAGAACUCGCCAGAGGUGGUUCCGGAUAUUCCUUUUGAUUAUCUUCCAGCUACUGUGGCACCAAAAACAUCACCGUACGGAGACGACUGGGACCUGCUCUGGAUCGGCCACUGCGGAAUGCACUUCCCAUUCCGAGACAAUAAGAGUAUACCUAAAGCUCGCAUCAUCCGCUCCAAUGACGUAACUGUCGCUCCCAAGAAGAACCUAUGGACGUUCAACAUCCCAUUCACUUUGAAAGAGACGUAUCCGGAGCAUACGCGGGCAUAUCACCAUGCUCAAGAGGGCGUUUGCACACUAGGAUAUGCGAUUAGCCAAAGGGGAGCGAGGAAGCUCCUGCAUGAGGUGGCUUUGAAGGAUGUCAGCGAUGCGUACGAUAUUCUCUUGAGGUUCUUUUGCGAGGGCGCCAAGGGCCGAAAACCACACAACUGCUUGACGACACAGCCAGCGCUAUUCCACCAUCACCGACCGGCCGGCCCCAACAGUGCGAUGAGCGACAUUGGGAACCACGGUGAUGGCUUUAGAGAGGUCAGCAUGACCGACAUGGUGAGAUGGAGUGUGCGAUUGAAUGCUGAUGCGCUUCUCGAAGGGAGGACGGAUUUUGUUGACCAAUAUCCUGACGAUAAAUGA